Molecule: messenger RNA, 936 nt
Organism: Mesorhabditis spiculigera
Lineage: Eukaryota; Metazoa; Nematoda; Chromadorea; Rhabditida; Rhabditidae
Source: the annotation of a GenBank genome assembly
AUGCGGUUCCUCCUGUUGCUGGCGGUGCUGGCUACCGUGGGCUGGGCAGCAGUCUGCCGCGGCGGCGACUGCGACAAGCGGCUGAAACGCAACAUCUUCAAGAAGAACACGGAGGAUCACGGCGAUGGAACGGUUUCGAAACAUCAGGGUCGCAAGAAGCGCUCCCAUGAUGAGGAAGUUCUAACAACAUUCCCAGAACAUCAAGGCCGCAAGAAGCGCUUCGAGGAUGCUGUCAGAGAUGUCACAGUCCUGGAACACCAGGGGCGCAAGAAGCGAGACCUUACGGUUCUGGAACACCAGGGGCGCAAGAAGCGCUCCGGCCAGAUUCUAAACACAUUUGACCAUCAAGGUCGCAAGAAGCGCUUCGAGGAUGCGGUCAGGGACGACACGGUCCGGGCCCAUCAAGGUCGCAAGAAGCGCUCCGAGAAUGAUGUCUUGAUAAACAAGCCCACCCGCCGCCCAGCUCCUCGAUCCCGGAAGGACGAUGAACGCAAGAAGCGCGACGAACAGGAGAUUUUGUGCCUUCCUGUUGAUGGGCACGAGACACGCAAGAAGCGCUCGACCGAUGCCGACGACCUGAUGGUUUUGUGCAUUCCCAUCGCAGGGCAUCAAGGACGAAAGAAGCGCGCCGUGGAGACUACUCAAAGCAAGAGGGGCUCCGGCUCCUGGGGUAAGGACGACGGAAUCCUGCAUCAUCAGGGUCGCAAGAAGCGCUCAGAUGAGACUGACGAUGAAAUCCUGGGCCACCAAGGACGUAAGAAGCGCUACGAAGAGACGGAUGAUGGGAUCCUGCACCAUCAGGGACGUAAGAAGCGCUCCGACGAGACGGACGAUGAAAUCCUGAACCAUCAAGGACGCAAGAGGCGUCAGGAUCAUGAUAUCGAUCGAGCUCACCAAGGACGCAAGAAGCGCCAGGCGGUUCGUGGAGGGCGCAAA